AGCUUGGAUGCGGCGGCGCCCGCCGAGCUGGGGCGGACGCGGGGCGGCCCGGGCCGGGGACACGCGCCGGUAGGCCCCGGCGCUGCGGCGUCCGCAGGAUGGCCGAGGCUAUCGGCUGCACCCUGAACUGUAGCUGCCAGGGUUUCACACCCGGGAAGAUCCACCACCGCCGGUGUGAGCAGUGCAGACACGGAUGGGUGGCCCACGCUCUGAGCAAGCUGAGGGUGCCCCCCGUGUACCCCACGAGCCAGGUGGAGAUUGUCCAGUCCAAUGUGGUGUUCGAUAUCAGCAGCCUCAUGCUCUACGGGACCCAGGCCAUCCCUGUGCGCCUGAAAAUCCUACUAGACCGGCUCUUCAGUGUGCUGAAGCAGGACGAGGUGCUCCAGAUACUGCACGCCUUGGACUGGACCCUCCAGGACUACAUCCGGGGAUACGUGCUGCAGGACGCGUCGGGAAAGGUGCUGGAUCGCUGGAACAUCAUGACCGGCGAGGAAGAGCUGGCCGCCCUGCAGCAGUUCCUUCGCUUUGGGGAGACCAAGGCCAUCGUGGAGCUCAUGGCCAUCCAGGAGAAGGAGGAGCAGUCCAUUGUCAUGCCGCCGGCCGCGGCGAACGUGGACAUCAGGGCGUUCAUCGAGAGCUGCAGCCACAGGAGCACCGGCCUCCCCGCCCCCGCGGACAGGGGGACCCCCAGCAGCCUGCACCCCUUUGAGAACCUCGUAAACAACAUGACCUUCAUGCUGCCCUUCCAGUUCUUCAACCCUGUGCCCCCCACACUGAUAGGGUCGCUGCCCGAGCAGUACGUGCUGGAGCCAGGUCAGGACCAGAGUCAGGAGCCCAAGCAGGAGACGCACGGACCCUUCCCCGGCGGUGGCGGCGGUGGCUUCUUGACCUCCGCUCCCACGUCAUUUCAGGUCGAGAAAGAGCCGUGUCUCAACUGCCCGGACACCGUUCCCAAAAAGGAAGAUGGCGCCCAUUUAAGCGACUUGGGUUCCUACCACCUUGUCCCGAAGCUUGAAAGGACCCAGUUGUCCCCCGAGGCCAAAGGGAAGCCCGAGAGGCACAGCCUGGGCUCGAAGAAGGGCCGCGUGUUCUGCACGGCGUGCGAGAAGACCUUCUAUGACAAAGGCACGCUCAAGAUCCACUACAACGCCGUCCACCUGAAGAUCAAGCACAAGUGCACCAUCGAGGGCUGCAACAUGGUCUUCAGCUCCCUGCGGAGCCGGAACCGCCACAGCGCGAACCCCAACCCCCGACUGCACAUGCCCAUGAACAGGAACAACAGGGACCGGGACCUGAGGACCAGCCUGCACCUGGCCGCCUCUGACAGCUACGAGCACCCGGGCUUCCCCGCAACGUCCCCGGACUGCAGGCCCCCGCCCGGCUACGCGGUGUCCGGGGAGGACCCCAGGGGCCAGCCGGCCUUCCCGAGCCUGGGGCCGGACGGGGUGCUCUUCCCCAACCUGAAGACGGUCCAGCCGGUCCUGCCUUUCUACCGCAGCCCGGCCACCCCGGCCGAGCUGGCCAACACCCCCGGCGUGCUGCCCUCCCUCCCGCUCCUGUCCUCUUCCAUCCCGGAGCCGCUGGCGCCGCACGAAGGCCCACUGGAAGCCCUUCCCAAGAAGAAAUCCCGCAAGUCCAGCAUGCCCAUCAAAAUAGAGAAGGAGGCCGUGGGGGCAGCUAACGACAAGCGGCUCGCUCUCAGCUCCGAUGAAGAUGUGCCCCUGCGGGUGGCCAGCGAGGAGGAGCUCGAGGCCGGCAGCCCCCAGGCGUCGGACAGAGCACCUGAGGAGCCGUGCGCACUGUCUGGGGGCUUAGGGGGGCCUCUCCCGGGAGGAGAGAGGGUCUGCCCUGGGGACUCGGGGCUGGAGUCCGGCGGGGCUAUCCGCAGGAGCCCUGAGUGGGCCACACGGCCGCCAGAGAGGGAGGCAGAACAGAAGCCAGCCCUGCCCGCCGUGCGAAGGGAGCCGCAGGACAGUGGCCGUGAACCUCACCUCGCAGCCGGGACUGAGCCCUGCGUCCCCUUCCCUGACUACAUCAGACUGCAGCAGCGCCUGCUGGCCGGCGGGCUCCUCGGCGCCCUGUCUGGCCGAGGAGUGGCUUUUCCUUGUUUCGAAGACACCAAGGAGCCAGAACCCGUGGGUCCGCGUGCGUCCGGGCGGCAGAAGGAAGAAGCUCGCUUCCAGUGUGACGUCUGCAAGAAGGCCUUCAAAAAUGCGUGCGGCGUGAAAAUGCACCACAAGAACAUGCAUGCCCGAGGGACGCACGUGUGCACCGUGGAGGGCUGUAAAGCCACGUUCCCCUCGCGCAGGAGCAGAGACAGACACAGUUCAAACCUAAACCUCCACCAAAAAGUGUUGACCCAGGACGCACUGGGGGGCCCUGACGACCAUUUCCGUGCAGCUUACCUUCUGAAAGACGUGGCGAAGGAGACCUUCCAGGACGUGGCUUUCGCGCAGCAAGCCUCCCAGACAUCUGUCAUCUUCAAGGGAGCGAGUCGGAUGGGCAGCCUGGUUUACCCGAUCGCCCAGGUCCCCAGCGCCGGCCUGGAGAGUUACAGCUCCGGUCCGCCGAGCGACGGUACCGUCUUGGAUUUGAGCACUACCUCGAGCAUGAAGUCGGAGAGCAGCAGCCAUUCCUCUUGGGACUCAGACGGGGCCAGCGAGGAGGGCACUGUGCUCAUGGAGGACAGCGAUGGGACCUGUGAUGGGCCGAGCCUUGUCCCCGGGGAUGACGAGUACCCCAUCUGUGUCCUGAUGGAGAAGGCUGACCAGAGCCUCGCCAGCCUGCCUUCUGGGCUGCCCAUCACGUGUCACCUCUGCCAAAAGACAUACAGUAAUAAAGGGACCUUCAGGGCUCACUACAAGACCGUGCACCUCCGUCAGCUCCACAAAUGCAAGGUUCCGGGCUGCAACACCAUGUUCUCCUCUGUCCGCAGCCGCAACAGGCACAGCCAGAACCCCAACCUGCAUAAGAGCCUGGCCUCGUCCCCGAGUCACCUCCAGUAACAGGAUGGUGGCCGAGAGGGCGAGGGGAGCUGUUGGCCCUCAUUCAGGAACAAGGUGGUCCAGAGAAAGGUCUCUCAUUUCGUUGAAUACCAUUUGAGGCGAGCCGGGCAGAAGGCCUUAGAGCUGACUUUCUCGUCUUGGAGGAAGUCAGCUCUGGGGGGCAGCCCUUCCUGUUAUUUUUCGUAGCCCCAGGGGCUUGUCCCUGACAUAACAAACACUGGCAGAAACACGGCUUUUCCCCACAUUUGUUUACACGUUCCCGGGGAGAGUGGCAGGUCUGUGAACCGACAGGG
Lontra canadensis (Northern American river otter) is the source of this 3298-nucleotide messenger RNA. RefSeq names its product basonuclin 1 (gene BNC1). The coding region runs from base 99 to 3005 and encodes 968 amino acids. Gene Ontology annotation, biological process: regulation of transcription by RNA polymerase I. Lineage: Eukaryota; Metazoa; Chordata; Mammalia; Carnivora; Mustelidae. The transcript has 5 exons. Gene Ontology annotation, cellular component: nucleus. The record is from RefSeq and is a predicted model, not a curated record.